This is a messenger RNA of Funneliformis geosporum, 357 nucleotides long. The record is from the annotation of a GenBank genome assembly. NCBI's taxonomy places the organism in Eukaryota, Fungi, Glomeromycota, Glomeromycetes, Glomerales, Glomeraceae.
AUGACUACUUCCUCUUUGUCAUUAGAAAUUUCUUCGUUAGGAUAUAUGGAUAAUGCUAAUUGGAUUUCAAAUUCCAAAGAAAAUUUAAAAGAUAUUUUAAGUAUUGCUGAUGAAUUUUAUGGAUUCACUAAAGCUGCUAUUAAUAAAAAUAAGUCUCAACUUAUUACUAAUUCUUCUGGAUACCCUACUCCAGUCCCAUUGAAAUUUGGUACUUCCAUUUUGAACCUUUUUCUUAAAAGAUCUUCUAUUUGUUUUCUUGGAGUCUGGAUCAAUAUAAAUAACUCUUCAACUUUUGUCAAACAUCAAUGCAUAUAUACAAUUAGAUCCUUUACUACACUACUUAAGAAAAGCCUUUAA